AUGGGGCUUGGAGAUAUCACCCUCAUUUCUUCCCCACUUCAAAACGUGUUGGAGAGGUUAGUGAUGUCCCUGACCAUGCUCGGAGAUGCAGAGCUUCAGAAAUUGGGAGAUCCAGCAAAACAGAAGAGGUUUCUUGAACAUCAACCUCUAUUUGAAGGCCUAGGGAACUUAUUAGAGCGCAUUGCUUCCGGUUUUAGUCGAGUACCAUUUUUUCCUUUUAUUAUUGGUAAAUCUAGUCAAGCACAUGAAAGAGAUGAGGCACUUGAUAUCAUAAACUCAAUCUAUGAUAAUUCAGUUGAACUAGAGAACAUCACCUUGCAAUUGGAAUCUAUUGGAAAGCUUGUCAGAUUUUCAUCUUCUGAAGAAAUGGCCCAAAUCGGUGAACCUGAAAUGACAGUACGACCACAUGAGGAACCACUUCCUGUUCAUACUUAUCAUGAGAUUGUACAGUCCAAGCUUGGAAACAUGGACACCAAGGUUGAUGAAGGAUCCACUUCUGAAGUUGCUAAUACCUCAGAUGUAUGUGAAAGCUUUCGCAAUCUUCCUCAACAUCUAAAGAGAUGUGUUAUCUACACUUGGUUUCUAUUUCUUGGAGAUCAUGAAUUUGAGGAGGAUACAUUGAUCCAGUUAUGGAUUGCCGAGGGCUGUAUACAGACAGGGAAAGAACAACUUGUGGAGAGGGGUCGAAUAUAUUUCAAAGAACUUUGCUCACAAGGUAUUUUUCAGCAAUAUUUUGAUCCUCAAUUUUUUGCUCCUGGAAGACAAUCAGAAUACAAAGUUCAUAUGGAUGUUCGUGAACUAGUAAAACAAUGUUGUCCGGAGGAAUAUACUGUAGUGGAGGAGGGUGGAUCAAAUAAGAUAUCUCCGGGGACUUUGCAUUCCAUGCUAUGUCUUGGUGGCAAAAUUGGAAAGUUUGAUGAGAAAAUAUAUGAACGAUUUUAUGAGGCAAAGUUGUUACGCACACUUAAAUUCCAGAAUGAGUGUGGAAGGCCGAUGAUCAAGGACGUUUCUCAUAAAUUGUUUGUGAAAUUGAGAUUCUUACGAGUUUUGGAUUUGAGCUUUACAAGAAUCAAGGAGUUGCCAACCUCUGUUUGCAAGUUGAGAUAUUUACGAUACCUUGAUGUCUCCAGCACCCGAAUCAGAAAGUUGCCAGAAUCAAUGAGUAAACUCGAUAAACUAGAAACAUUGAAGCUAAGAGAUUGCUUAGACCUGGUCGGGUUACCCAAUGAAAUGAAUAAGCUGAGUAAUCUUCAGUAUCUCGAUCUGAAAGGGGUGCAUCAAUUGACUUCCAUGCCUCCAAGAAUGCGGGAGUUAACUAAUCUACAUACACUGACCACAUUCAUUGUGGGAAAAGAGAAAGGGUGUCAGAUUGAAGAGUUGAAAUUCAUGAAGAAGCUUAGAGGAUCACUUUGCAUAACAAAGAUGGAGAAUGUUACCAAAGACCAGGCUAAUGAAGCUCGAUUUGGUGAUGAGGUUGAAAUUCAUGAACUGGAGUUCCAAUGGAGUUCAAUUCACCGAUGGAAGUUCCGAUGGAAGAAUAAAGGUGAGAUGAAAUUUAAUCUUAUUGAGCCCCAUCCCUUAAUCGAACGGUUAAAGAUCACAGGGUUUGGUGCUGAAAGCUUUCCAGACUGGAAUUGGGGCAUAAGAUUCCAGAGACUUGCAUUUAUCCACCUAAGAAACUGCAAUUGCAUCCAUCUUCCAGAGCUUGGAGAACUCCCUUCCCUCAAGUCAUUGUACAUACAUGAAAUGAAUUUCUUGAGAGAGGUAAACAAUGAUUCUUUGGGUCCUUUCCCGAGUUUAGAAAUUCUGGAAAUCAAUGGAAUGCCUCGCUUGGAAAUAUGGACACCAAUAGAGAGGGAAGAUCACAUGCCUUCGCUUCGUGAGCUUACAAUCGUCGGCUGUCCAAAGCUGUUGUAUCUUCCGGAGUUCAAGAACUUCAUAUCUCUAAAACGUUUGACAAUUAGAGAUUGCCCCGGAAUCAACUUUUUUUCAGUUAAAAUGCUACCGGAUAGUCUUCAAUCAUUGAUUAUUUCGGGAUGUGAGAGACUUGAAGAACACCACCGGAAGGAAGAAGCCGAAUGGAGCAUGCUAACAGCAAGCAUUCCUGAAAUCUGGAUUGGGGACCAACGGAUAUCUCGAACAGGUAAAUCUCAGAUCCAUUAG
Messenger RNA from Telopea speciosissima, 2163 nucleotides. RefSeq names its product putative disease resistance RPP13-like protein 1. Gene Ontology annotation, molecular function: protein binding. Bases 1 to 2163 code for a protein of 720 amino acids. The record is from RefSeq and is a predicted model, not a curated record. NCBI's taxonomy places the organism in Eukaryota, Viridiplantae, Streptophyta, Magnoliopsida, Proteales, Proteaceae. The transcript has a single exon.